Messenger RNA from Arxiozyma heterogenica, 1068 nucleotides. RefSeq lists its product as uncharacterized. The record is from RefSeq and is a predicted model, not a curated record. Gene Ontology annotation, biological process: transmembrane transport. The transcript is spliced from 3 exons. Bases 1 to 1068 code for a protein of 355 amino acids. Gene Ontology annotation, molecular function: transmembrane transporter activity. NCBI's taxonomy places the organism in Eukaryota, Fungi, Ascomycota, Saccharomycetes, Saccharomycetales, Saccharomycetaceae. Gene Ontology annotation, cellular component: membrane.
AUGUCUAAUUUAAUUGAGAAGAAAGGGUCUACCAUCACAGAAGUUAGGACCUUCAUAGAUGUAGGUACAACAAAGGAUUUCCAUCCAGUAGGUUUUUCAAGCAUUCGUUCUGUUAGGUCCCAUACAGGAGCAGGUGAAGUCAAUUAUAUCAAUGCUGGUACCGGUGCUACAGAUAAUCAAUUACUAGCCGAAAUCGGUUAUAAGCAAGAACUAAAAAGACAGUUUUCUACUAUUCAAGUGUUCGGGAUUGCCUUUGCUAUCAUGGGGUUGCUACCUUCUAUUGCAUCUGUUAUGGGUACUGGACUUACUGAUUAUGGUUUUGCAGAAGAAGUGCUUGCAGCAGUGGUCAUAUCAAGGGAUGGUGAUUUUGAAGUUACAAGUGGUAAAUUGUAUGGCGAGCUUGUAGCGGUUGUUGUGUGUAUGGCAGUAUGGACAAUUGGUUCUUUUGACUCUUGUGUACAUCAAUCUGAAGAAGUCAAAGAUGCUAAGAAGUCUGUUCCUAUUGGGAUUCUUGUAUCAAUCUCUGUGUGCUGGAUAUUAGGUUGGUUAAUGUUAAUCUGUAUAUGUGCAUGUAUGUCUAAUGAUAUAGAGCAUGUGGUAAAUAAUUUAUAUGGAUUUGCUAUGGCUCAAGUUAUUUAUGAUUCUCUAGGGAGAAAUUGGGCUAUAGCAUUUAUGUCAUUAAUGGCUUUUUGUCAAUUUUUGAUGGGUUCCUCUAUUUUGACUGCUGUCUCGAGACAGGUUUGGGCUUUUGCACGUGAUGAUGGUUUUCCAAUGUCUCAUUAUAUUAAGAAGGUGGAUAAGAAAUAUUCUGUUCCUUUUAUUGCUAUCUUUACUGUUUGUUGUGGUUCAUUGGUAUUAGGUUUAUUAUGUUUAAUUGACAACGCUGCAACCAGUGCAUUAUUUAGCCUUUCUGUAGCAGGUAACAAUUUGGCAUGGAGUAUGCCGACAUUUAUGAGACUGACUUGGGGUCGUGAUUUGUUUAGGCCAGGCCCAUUCUAUUUAGGAAAAUUUUUGUCUCCUAUAGCAGUUUGGAUUUCUAUUUUUUUGAGACGUUUGUUAUUAUACUAG